Messenger RNA from Lolium perenne, 519 nucleotides. Lineage: Eukaryota; Viridiplantae; Streptophyta; Magnoliopsida; Poales; Poaceae. The record is from RefSeq and is a predicted model, not a curated record.
AUGUGUUGGUCGAGCCGGACCACGCACACGCCCAGCCACCCAUCUCCAACCCGCGCCCGAAUUCCCUGCCCGCCGCCAUGCUCUCUGCUCCUCCCCCCGCCCGCCGCCACGCUCGCCGCCGUCGGAAACCACCUCCCCGCUGCCCGCUGCCCUCCUCCUGAAUCCCCUGCUCCCCCUCCACCUCUGCAGCACCUCCCCACCGCCACCUCCACCUCCCCCGAGCUCCCCUCCACCUCCCCCGAUCUCCCAUGCUGCCAGCAGCAGCCCCCUCCUCGUUGCCGCCCCUGCAGCGCGCCGGCCUCCAUCUCCACCCUGAGCCCCCGUCCGAGCUGCUCCCCCUCCUCGUCGUCGCCCCUGCAGCGCGCCGGCCUCCAGCUGUCGGCCUUCUCCGCCGUCCUCCUCCCCCGAGCCUGCCCCUGGCCAAAGGUGGCUGAGGCAACACCUGGGGUGGUGCUUCAUGAUCCCGAGUUAUAUGACAUGAUGUGGACGAAGAAGAAGCCCGAUCCCGCAUUGCCUUAG